Messenger RNA from Penaeus vannamei (Pacific white shrimp), 2650 nucleotides. Lineage: Eukaryota; Metazoa; Arthropoda; Malacostraca; Decapoda; Penaeidae. The record is from RefSeq and is a predicted model, not a curated record.
AGCAAAAACAUCAACAGCAAAAACAUCAGCAGCAAAAACAUCAACAACAAAAACACCAGCAAGAGCAACAAGGAGAAGAAAGUUCCUGCGUCAAAGAGGGAACGAGAGGAAGUGGAAGACCCCAAAAGUAGGAAGAGGCCGAGGAAGGAGAACAUAGCGGAGAGAGGCAUUGAGGACGAGGAAUUUCAAAAGUUUUUGGAAACGUCAAAGGAGGCCAUGGCAUCCAGCAGGAGAUUCAGCCGAGUGAUCAUCGUCGGAGAUUCACGGAUUGAGCUUUUGGACAAACUCUGGGUUUUGGAGGAUAAGCACAUGAAGGUGGACAUUGUAAGUCGUCCGUUCCUGUGUUUAAAUGAGCUCCAGAAACUCAUUGAGGACCUCAUCAGCCUGGCACCCCAGCAGGAGACAUUGAUCCUGUGCAGCUUAGGCAUCUACGAGAUCAUUGAUUUUGAGGAUUACAAGCCUUGCAAGGAGGCCGGAGGGCACGAGGCUGUCAAGAACAUAACGAUGAAGAUAAAACUAUAUGAGGUUGAUGAAGUCUGUAAAGCCCAUAACAAUUUGCUCAAGCAGAUGAAGUUGGUGAAGAAAGCACUUGAGUCAUCGUCGGGAAAUGUCCGCGUCACGUUCACAUCCAUCCUACCUGUCAGCCUGGGGUCAUUCCGGGAGGUGCAGGUGAAAGCACACAAGUCGAAUGGCCAGCAUGAAUUGGACAGUGAGUACAUGGCCAACAGUGAGGUGCAAAGCAUGGAUAUCUGCCAGUUCCUGUUCUCUUUCAAUCGACUCAUCUUGAAUGGAGUCAACGUAGAUUACACAAAGCAAAAGAUCGAAUGGAACCUCCUCAAGUCCCAAAUAUUUCCCAACCCUACCACGAUCGAGAAGCACCUUGGAGAUGGCUUGAACCCGUCAGUGGAAGCCGUAAAAGCAUUGAUGGUUCCACACCUAAGGGACAUCAUUUUGAAACACUCCCAGGCACGAUAUCACAAGAUUGUGCUGUUACAGGACUGGAGGAUAAAUGACUUGGAGAAGUGGACCAGUGACUUUACGUACUUGAAUUUCAAAGUGAUGGCCAAAGAGGAAGGAAGUAUCAAGCUCUCUUGUCCUGAAUCUUUGCCAGAGCUCCCAGUGUUCAAACAGUCGUUGAUUGUGAUAAGCUUUGGGCUAUACGAUCUAGUUAAGCUCACGGGAAAUCCUGAAGCGAAGGUAGAGUUUCUAUUCAAGGGAAGGUCAACAGAAGAAGUAAGCAAAGAAAUGCUGGAUAACAUGAGAAAUUUUAAAGAUCAAUUGAAGAAACAUUAUGAAGGCUGUGAUGUUGUCUUUGCUACUAUAUGCCAUGUAGAUUUGUUAUCAUAUUUGGAAGAAAACUCAGAACCUAGCAAAGAGGGCAAGUCACAGGAAAGUAUCUCUGGUUCUUCAGAAGAACUAAGUAAGCUCAGAGACGUUAUUAAUGAGGUAAACAAAGCAAUACGUGUAGAAUCUCAAGCUAAGAAGCUGCCACUGUGGGACUUCUGUAACAUAGUCUGUGGCAGCUCAGAGGACGAAGUCUCAAAGCCUCCCAAGCGCAUUCCAAAGUCAAUUCUCUAUGAUGGAGUUCACCUAACCAGGAACUCGGUUUUACGGAUAAUGGAAGCUUGUUUGGCAUAUUCCACUGUCUUGAGUAUCCAAAACAUUGACAGCCAAAAAGCAAAAAAAGCUGGGGUGCCUCCCACUCGUUCUCAGUCUCCACUGUUUCAGAAAGGAGACAAGAGAUCUGGGUUCCACAGACAAGUCAGCCCAGAGAGCAAAAGAGAAACCAGACGAGAGGAUGAGGAUAGGUCUUUCAGGUUCAGAAGUAACAACAGCAGCGGCAGGAGGCCAUUCACUGAGGACAAGAGCAUGAGCCCUUUUCAUGAGCAUGUUGGGGUGAGAGCUGCUGCACGACAGUUCAGGCGGUCAGUGAUGGGCAUUUUGGAGAUGAAGGACUCUUACAGGUCAAGAGGUAGCAGGGAUAGGAGUCCUAGCCCCAUCGGUGACCCUAGUCGUUACAGACCACGCUCAGGACACACACACAGUUAUGCCCACACAAGAUUUGGAGAGAGGGAUAGGCGUAGCCCUGAGAUAAGUAGCAGUUUCAGUCGUCGUCCAGCUUCUCCAAGAAGGGAUGGUUGGAGACCCAGUUUCAGCCAGUUUCCUUUAAACAGGGAUCGAAGCAGGGGUGGACGGAGAAGGAGCACCACCCCCCCGGAGCAGUGGGCCCAGAGGAGCGAGGAGAGAAGCCACAGUCCACACCGGAGGCGUAGGAGCCCAGUCGCAGACCAGAGAGACACCAGGACACACAAGUCCCAUUGGAAUCACAGGAGCAGAGAGGGUUUUAGUCCAGAGGCAAGGAACUAUCCAGCGAACAGGUCUUCCAAAUCAAGUCAUUAUCCAGCUGAUGAGCGACAGAACUCCAGGAGCUCAAGAAGCCCUUUCACCUCUAAAAGCUCCGGAAGAAGCCAAAGGCCUCAUCCCCCCAACGCUCCUUGAGUCCGGAGGAGAAGGAUCCAAUGGCUAGAGAUGCAGUCAAGUCACUCUACCAGAUCCACACGCGCGAGUGCGAUAUGUACAGGCAGCAGCCCCAGGCGCACCCGGACUAUGGAAAGGAGUAUAGGGCUUUCUACGAACGGAAAGCCCAUCA